UACAAGUACUUCACCAUAUAAACCCAUUAUUCCUAGCUGAACUAGAUAGGAGAGGUACUUUGCCGCAAAGAUGGCCUUCACUGAAGUAGGCUAUCAAAUGGGCACAACGACCAAAUUCAUACUAUAUUGAUCGACAUUCAAUCCAUAUAAAAUGUUCAAUGAUAGAACAAAGUAGGCCUCCAAUGUUAAGAGUAGAUACUUACCGUAUAACAAGGUCCAUGAAGGAAUCAUUGCAAAAUUGACAUUCAUAAGUUAAAGUUGGAUGCUACAAGUCGACUCGCGCCUUUUAAAGCGAGUGAAACCCUUUUCUGUUUAAAGUCGGAAUAGGGCCUAUUCAUUUUCACCACAACCACAACAUCGUUAAGUUAGCUGUGCAUUGUGCAUUGGUGAAUACGUAGGUGUAAAUAGGAAGGAUAACGAAGCGAUCAUGGAUCGGGUGUCAAAUCACGAGACUGACCAUCAAGGGCCUGGUGGUACACAUGAAGGAGUACGCGGCUUGCCCAUCGUGAUCUGCCAUUCUCCAUCAGACGACGACUUUGAAAACACACCCCUGCUUUUGGGCGCAGAGGACCACGACGAAGCCCAAAGCCCGAUGCCGCAAUCCCCCGCAAGCUCGAGGAGUUCUGGCGAUACCCUCUCCUUGUCAAGCCUGGAAAGUGAAGGCAGCGCAAGUGCGUGUUCCCCAGAAACUAACCUUGUCGUCGGCUCUGCUCCAGAAACCCGAGGCCAAGUCUCUAAUACGAAUACGCCAGCGAAUGGGAUGGAUAACCAUACCUCCGACUAUUUCUCGAAGCCCAAAAAUAUGCAUCUACAUCGAGUGGCUGCUGACGUGACAUGUCCCUCUUCGAGUGUCCCGACCGGAAAUACGGGCGAGGACAAGCGGACCCGGGAAUGUCUUAAGCAAAAUGGUAUGAACAAGAAGUUGAAGUCAAUUUUGAAGAGAAGAGGGAGUGACCAUACGCGGGAUGUUCGUAAGAUUAGCACGGCAACGUUCAAAAUUGAUUGCAUUGCCCAAGCAGAGACCCGCACGGAAAGGACUUCUCUCUUGCAAGUUGAGGGAAGUGACGAAAGUCGCAGGGUUUCUUACAGCCUGCCCGAUGGGCACGACGAAACUCGUCAAACAUUGCCUUCAGCGGGUAUGCCUUUCAGAGUUUAUAAUACAAGAUAUUAUGUUUUGUUCAUCUUCUGCGCCUUUGGCUUCAUCUAUGGCUUACUAUGGAACACCUCGGGACCAGUAGCCAAAACUGUUAAAGCUCUUUUCGACUUCAAUAAUGGUGACAUUGCCCUGAUCGCUAACUGGGGGCCAAUUGGGUUCACGCUUUCACUGGUGAUCUAUACUCUCAUCAUCCAGAGGAAAGGUCUGCGCUGGGCAUGUCUUUGCAGCGCCACUAUCAUGUUUCUCGGCGCUGGGAUACGUUGUCUGGUGGCAUGGCAGAGGGUGUACGCGAGAUGGUUCUUUAACACUGGCUACCUCUGUGUUGGCUUGGCCAGAUUCAUGGCACAGGUAGCCGCACCAGUCCUAUCAGCCACUUGGUUCAAAGCGGAGCAGAGGACAACAGCUACUGCUACAGCGGUGCUGAUGCCUCAGUUGGGCAUGGCGCUAUUCUCAGUAGUUGAAUCCUACAUGGUUGAAGAAGAGUGGAACACAACAGGUCAGACAGCCGCAAAUGUCAGUGACCGCAUAGCUGCUUCAGUUGUUGAGGAUCGCAUAUUCAACGAAAUGAUGCAGUACAUGUACGUUCAAGUGUGUCUCGCUGGCGGCAUCUGUUUCGCCAUGUGGAUCUUCUUCCCUGCCCGACCACCGAGUCCGCCAACUAAAUCAGCAAGUGUAAUGCGAAUGACACUACGGCGAGGGUUUCGUAUGCUUUACAGGAACCGAAACUUCUGGAUUGUGGCCAUUCCUGCCAAUGCUGUUAGUGGUGUCUUAGUGGGAUGGAUUAGUCUCAUUGAGUUAAUCUUCGAAGCCGGCCCCUACUUAGAGCAGCACAUGUGUGGUUGGAUGAUCUUCGGCAAUGUAUUCGGUGGGCUAACUGCCGGACUCAUCAUAGCAAGGGCUUCAGAUAGAAAGGUAUCUCGUAUGAAGCCCCUUCUCCUGAUCCUGAUGUGUGGAGGUUUUAUAGCUAUGCUGCUGUUCACGCUCCAAGUCAACCAGAUCAUUCCCAGCUUGGAAGUUACAACGUACGCCUCAUGUGUUCUGGUUGGGAUCUUCCUCUACGCAGCUCUGCCCCUGAUAUGUGAGAUAUCUGCAGAACUAGCCUACCCUGUCCAAGAGCAUGUUGCAUUGGUCAUGAAUAUCAUCAUAAUGAACCUGGCCACAUUCUUUUAUCUUUUGCCACCCUUGUUUCCUCAAGUCCCUGUAACAUGGAUUAACUGGACCUUCCUGGGUGUUAUAGGCGUGGCUCUUCCUAUCACCGCAUGCUACAAACAAAAGUACCUGAGAGCGGAGCAUGACAAAUACCUUGACAUGCCAGCAGAUGGAAUUGGGACGUACAAAGUAAAUGAGUGGCUACGUAAGGAUGUUGUUGAAAAUGAACCAUUAGCCAGUGACAUGAACUGGAUCGAGGACAGGCGAUCCAGUACAGCGACAAUAGGGAGCAUACAAGAGGAAUCGUCACCUGUGCUGCGAGGUAAAGAAGGAGGUUCAGAAGAACAGGGGACAAGAAAGGGUGCUAGUGUUGUAGUGUAGUCAAACACAAGGAAAAGAAGGGAAGUUGACCAGCUUCUCGAGAGUGAAGUUAAGUUGAUGGAGGACAGUCACAUACAAGGACAUACACGACAGAAUGUCUCGUCAGCUUUGAAUGUUGGAUGGAGCCCUGAUGCCAAAAAGGCAAGCACGAUGUAGCAUUUCAAAGGGAAGUAAAAGGAAGAAGAACCACGCUGGAGGCGACAUUAAUAGGACUCUGGACAGGUUUUCUGGUGAAGGGACAAUGAGCACCGCACGUGGGAUAUAAAGACAUAGUGGUGUUGUGUAGCAUAGAGUCAAGAAGUGAAUGACCAAAUGCCAGCAUUGAGAACUAGUAAUGAAUGUACUUUGGAAGUAUGUUGCAUGAGUACGGCCACACCCAAACUCAGUCAGUCCAAAUUUAUCCCUUUGAGGAGAAUUUAUAUACUCCAUAAUAUGGACAAGUCCUUCGCUGUACAAUCUCUAUCAGGAGAGGAGACACCCAAAGAGGCCCAGUUUGCGAGAGACAAUUACUUGACAAAACGAAAGAUUUGUAAUAAUUCAAAU
This is a messenger RNA of Lineus longissimus, 3229 nucleotides long. RefSeq names its product solute carrier family 49 member 4-like. Gene Ontology annotation, molecular function: transmembrane transporter activity. Gene Ontology annotation, cellular component: membrane. The record is from RefSeq and is a predicted model, not a curated record. Lineage: Eukaryota; Metazoa; Nemertea; Pilidiophora; Heteronemertea; Lineidae. The transcript has 11 exons. Bases 428 to 2686 code for a protein of 752 amino acids. Gene Ontology annotation, biological process: transmembrane transport.